This is a messenger RNA of Mollisia scopiformis, 1660 nucleotides long. Its product is annotated as guanine deaminase. NCBI's taxonomy places the organism in Eukaryota, Fungi, Ascomycota, Leotiomycetes, Helotiales, Mollisiaceae. Gene Ontology annotation, molecular function: guanine deaminase activity; zinc ion binding. Gene Ontology annotation, biological process: guanine metabolic process. The record is from RefSeq and is a predicted model, not a curated record. Gene Ontology annotation, cellular component: cytosol. The transcript has 2 exons. The coding region runs from base 165 to 1631 and encodes 488 amino acids.
UUUUAGGCGAAGUGGCAAGUCGGCAAACCCCACCUUUGUCGACAGGGGAGCUUCAAGCUCGACGCAUUCAUGAAGCUUUGCAAAUAUUUCGAAGUCUGUUGACGGCCCUGAGCUUAGUUGAUUCAGCGGAUUGUGAAUCUGGACUCAGCCGAAAUCAAUUCAGAAUGGGUUGUAUCCCUCGAUUGUUCAAAUCGAAGAGGAAGUUAGAUCUGCCUCCCCCACCUUACAGUCCUCAGGCAUGUCAGACUCGGGAGCAACUGAGGUCAGAGAAAGUUGGCCAUGGCAAGCAAGUCUUCUUUGGCCGUGUCGUACACAGCAAGAGUCUGAAGCAUCUGGAAAUAUUCAACAAAGCAGCUCUCGGUGUCGACGAAACUGGCAUCAUAUGCUUCUUGGACAGCACUGUCAAAUCUGCCGCCGCAGCUUGCAAGAAGUACUCCGGAUUUGAGAAUGCUCAGUGCACUACGCUAAAGUCAUUGGAGUUCCUAUUUCCUGGCAUGAUUGACACGCAUAUGCACGCUCCGCAAUGGCCCAAUAUGGCUAUUGGCAUGGAAGGAAAUUUGCAGGAAUGGGUAGAAGGCUACACCGAUCCGAUCGAACAUUCAUAUAAGGAUACCGACAAGGCUAGAAGAGUGUACGAUGAUAUGGUGCAAAAGCUACUUGAGAACGGGUCAACGACUGUGGCAUACAACAGUUCGCCCCACUGGGAAGCAACAAAUGUGCUCGCAGAUAUGUGUCUAAAGUACGGACAACGAGCAAUUAUCGGGAAGCUGUGCAUUGACUGCAAUGCUACACAUGGGAACAUUGAAAAGUCUCCCGAAAUAUCCCUCGAGGAUGAGUGGAAAGCAGUUGAACACAUUCGCAAGAUCGACCCCGACGAGAAACUUAUAUCUCCCUGUAUCCAGCCACGAAAUGGUUCUUUUGUAACUCCACCUCUUAUGGCCGGUCUUGGGAGAAUGAGUAACGGUGAGCCUGGGUCUAAGAAUAUUCACAUUCAGGCUCACAUGUGCGAGACGCUGUUCGAUAUUCGAAAAAUGAAAACUGUGCACCCAGGCUUCGAGAAUUAUUCUGAGAUGUAUGAUCACUAUGGCUUCUUGCAUGAGAAGACCAUCCUUGCGCACUGCAUUCAUCUUUCGGACAGAGAUAUUGAACUUCUGGUUGAGCGCAAAGCUGGGGUGGCACACAAUGGAAAUAGUAACACCUGCCUAACUGAUGGCGAGUGUAGAGUCCGCGAGUUGCUGAAUGCAGGUGUAAAAGUAGGCUUGGGAACGGAUUGCUCAGCAGGAUAUGGCGUCUCGAUCCUGGAAUCGAUGCGGGCCGCGAGCAAUGUGUCUCGACAUCUUGUAAUUCAUAAGGAUGAUCCAUCUUUGAAGCUCAAUUUUGAAGAGAUCGUGUUUCUGGCUACCAUGGGCGGAGCUCAAGUAUGCGCGAUGGAUGACAAGAUCGGAAACUUUGAGCAGGGCAAAUUGUUCGACGCUCUCGUGAUUGAUGUUGGCCAGAAAGAUAAUAUCAAUAUCAGUGGCUGGGAAGAAGAUGAUCUUGCGUUGGUCAAGAAGUGGGUGUUCAUGGGUGACGAUAGGUCUAUCAGAAAAGUCUUUGUUAACGGGAAACUCGUUGCAGGGAAAGAUAUGUAGUACGACGUACAGUAUGCACUCUCCCGAUG